Molecule: messenger RNA, 2274 nt
Organism: Cucurbita maxima (winter squash)
Lineage: Eukaryota; Viridiplantae; Streptophyta; Magnoliopsida; Cucurbitales; Cucurbitaceae
Product: probable DNA-directed RNA polymerase
Exons: 3
Coding region: 1-2274 (757 amino acids)
Biological process (GO): mitochondrial transcription
Cellular component (GO): mitochondrial DNA-directed RNA polymerase complex
Molecular function (GO): DNA-directed RNA polymerase activity; DNA binding
Source: RefSeq, a predicted model, not a curated record
AUGGAAGAAUAUAAAUCGAAGUUUCCUUUAUCGAAAAUUGAAUUACGUCAGCUACAACAGAAAAUAGAAGAUGACAGUAUGAAGUUCGACGAGAGUUCAAUAUAUAAUGUUGUUCCUAACUUUAUUAAAAUCUUAAUACAGAAGGAUAAAUUGAGUGCAAAGGAUUAUAUAAUUGAGAAAUUAGCUGAUGAUGAUGACAUAAAAAUGCUUGAAGAGUUCGGUCAAUAUACUCUAGAGGUAUUAAUUAUUCACGUUCUGGGAAUUGUUUUCAACACAUAUGAAAGUAUGGUUCGUGCAGCUUCUUUAAUUAAUCAACUCGACUCUUCUGUACGUACACAUUAUAGGUUAUUAAAAUUCCACUCCUCUAAAAAGAGCAUUUCUAAUGUUCAUAUGUCUGAUAAAAUGGAAAAGUCUGAGACUUUUUCCUUCGGUGUCUUCUUACUCGAGUUUAUGGAGGAGCGGGGAUUGGUAAGUUCUAUUACAAUGGAAUCCUUUGGUAGUGGUGUUAAGAAAAAGUCGAAAGGUGGCUAUUAUUAUGAAAGCAAUCUAUUCAUUGUCUGUAAUUUUGAUGUUACUUUACUUCCGAUCAAGCUCAACCUUCCUAUGAUAUGCCCACCUCUUGAUUGGAUGAGUGCGUGUCCGCCGAAUCAAUCUCCUAGAUAUCUCUCAGAUCUAUCAGGGGGUUACCUAAGUGGACCGACUGCGCCCUUUACAAUCAACAGUGAUUGGUUGAACCAUUUAAUGGAAAAUGAAGACUAUUUUGUUGACCAUGGUCUUCUUAUGCCACAAUUUCUGGAAACGAUGAAUAUCAGAGAUGUUAGCCCCAUUCUUAGAGAUUUCCACAUGAAGGAUGAGGAGGACGCUGCAUCAAGUGCAUAUCAGAUUAUGAGUUACAUUUUAUUGGAUGAGAGCCUGGCUGAGAGAACAAAUCUCUUCGUAUCUCUGGAUAAUCCAAAUCAAAUCCAAGAUGUUUAUUUGUACUUCCUCGCUGAGCUCAAGGAGUUCAUGAAAGCAGAACUUGAUCCAAAUUUAUGUUCGGUUGUUUGCAAACACCUCUCUCGUAANAAUUUUAAUAACAAAGACAAUAAAAUUAUAUCUCAAAACAUAACGUUGGCUAAACGGCCUUUUCAGUUUGCAGCCAAUAUUUAUGCAAUGCUAAAUCACAAAUUUCAGUUUUUAAAAGACUUUGUCCCUAUUACCCAGGACGCUGCAUCAAGUGCAUAUCAGAUUAUGAGUUACUUUUUAUUGGAUGAGAGUCUGGCUGAGAGAACAAAUCUCUUCCUAUCUCUGGAUAAUCCAAAUCAAAUCCAAGAUGUUUAUUUGUACUUCCUCGCUGAGCUCAAGGAGUUCAUGAAAGCAGAACUUGAUCCAAAUUUAUGUUCGGUUGUUUGCAAACACCUCUCUCGUAAGAUUGUUAAAUCAAUCUUUAUGCCAAUUAUCUAUGGAAAAACUGUAAUGAGCACAUCAACCGAUCUGAUGGUACAUUUCUCUCAACACCUUACGAGUAAGGAAUGCUUCAAUGUGGCCUGCUUUAAGUUGUUCAAAGAAAAAUAUCCAGGAAUGGAAUGCCUGAUCAGGUUGAUACGUCUUAUAGGCUGGGUCGCGUCUUCUAGGGAUAGUGCUGUUAAAUAUAAUGUUAGUUACUUUACAAGUGUUCAGGAUUAUAUGAAAAUGGAGUCAACUUAUAUAUGGGUAUAUGACCGACUUCAUAAGAAGAGGCGUCGGGUUACUCUCAGAGUGUCUUCUUCUAAGAGAGAUCGUUGGAAGACAGAGAUCUCUACCUUGGUCAAUUUCAUCCAUCAGAAGGAUGCCUUUAUAGCUAUGAAAGUAGUUGAAGAAAUUCUGAAUUGUAAUGCUCCUAUAUACACUGUCCACGACAACUUUAUAACAACUGUUGAGAAAAGCCGAUUUAUUCUAAUGGCUUAUCUCGAAGUCUUUCGUAGCUUGGGCCCUCCACUUUCAAUCAUUAACAAGUUCAUCUAUAUAAAUGUUAUCGAAAAUCUUAAACGUAUAAAUUCAUUUGAUUAUGAAAAUCAUGUUAUUUCCAAGGAAUAUCUUACUGAAUUUUUAAUUAAAAAUAUUCCUGAGAAUAUAAGUAAGCAGAACCAGAUUCUUUGGGAUAAAAAGAUAAAUGAAAUAGUCACUUGUUACAGUCACUAUGUGAAAAAAGUGUGCGGUGAAAAUAAUAGUGAUUAUGAAUCAUGGAAAUCACAUGAGGAAAAGUGGAAUCAAUUUUCAUAUAAAUUGAAGAAUUCUUUCUGCGUCCAUUAUUGA